Molecule: messenger RNA, 1354 nt
Organism: Stomoxys calcitrans (stable fly)
Lineage: Eukaryota; Metazoa; Arthropoda; Insecta; Diptera; Muscidae
Product: protein FAM8A1
Exons: 3
Coding region: 62-1162 (366 amino acids)
Source: RefSeq, a predicted model, not a curated record
CACUAUCCUAUUGUAUUCAUCAAUUAUUAGAAUCCUGCACUUAGAACUGGCUGAAGGAAACAUGAGCGAUAAGCAGGAGAUUCCGGGCGAAGUCGUCAAAACGGAGGCAGCAACAUCAUCAAAUGAUUCUACGACAGCAACAAAAACAACUAGCGACGAAUCAUCGAAAAACAAAUGUCGUGAAAUAGGUACCAGAGAGGCCUACUUUGCAAGUCUAAAUGAAUGGGUUAAACAUGCCAACAUCUCCCAGAAUGCUAUGGCUAUGUUUCCGUGGUACCUUAUGAGUAGCUAUCCUCAACUGUUUGCGCAACAACAAUCGCAAGCCAAUAACUUCAUGCCAGUCAUGGGUCUGAACAUGCCAACAACUAGCAAUCCAGCAUUGGGAGGCGCCGCGGCUGGACAGGUACCCAAUAUUAAUGCUGCUAUGGCAGGUAUGGGCGUUGGAUUUAAUGGUUUCGGCGGAGGUUUUCGCAUUAUGAAUGAUCAAGCCCAAGCCGAGGUAAUUAACCGUACCGGAGGCUAUGAGUAUGUACUUGCUCCUUUCUGGAAACGCGCUGUUGCCGAGCUUAUCGACAUGAUCAUUAUGCUUUUCUUGAAAAUAGUCACCAUAUUUGUGGUAACCAAUGUUUUUGGCUUUAACUUAAUGCUGGACAUGGAUAAGGAAGUUUUGAACAAGGCUAUGGAAAAUGACGAUUUUGCUAGCGCUCUGAUAUACUCGCUGGACUUCUUGGCUUUCUCCUCGGAUUUGUUAGCUUUUGAAGUGGCUACCAAACUUUUUGUAUGCUUGUAUGAGGCUGUACUGACUACUUUCUUUGAUGGUGCAUCGUUGGGAAAACACGUAGUAGGAUUGAAAAUUAAGUACUGCGAAGCCAUGGUCCCCCUACCUCCAAACGGCCAAAUACCCCCACCCAUGGGGCCACAAAUACAAUUAGGCUUCCAAACCCCACGCAUACAAAUGCGGGCACUCCUCUUCCCGGCUGAGACGCCUAAAUUCGAACGCGCUUUCAUGCGUGCCGUUGCCAAAAAUCUAAUUCUAAGCCUUCUAUUUCCCAUGUUUUUCCUGAUGGUAUUUUUCAAGAAUAAUCGCACAGCCUACGACAUCAUGACCAAGACAAUUGUUGUGGAAAGUAGCAGUCAACCUCCACUGCUAAGGAGACCAUAGCCAGCCCAGCAAUAGUUAUUUUGAAAACUGUGUUUUAUUAUUGAUUUUGUUAAGAUUAUUUGUUUUUUAAUAAUAUUUAUGGUAAUAUCCUUUCUAUAGACUAACUUGCCAUAAAAAUCUUCUGUAUACUCCAUUAUACGUUUUUUUUGUAGAUUUUGAAGAGAAAUAAAGGCACGGUGUGUAAAUUGUGAA